Molecule: messenger RNA, 3525 nt
Organism: Phyllostomus hastatus (greater spear-nosed bat)
Lineage: Eukaryota; Metazoa; Chordata; Mammalia; Chiroptera; Phyllostomidae
Gene: RABGEF1
Product: RAB guanine nucleotide exchange factor 1
Exons: 10
Coding region: 172-1650 (492 amino acids)
Biological process (GO): vesicle-mediated transport
Cellular component (GO): endocytic vesicle; cytosol
Molecular function (GO): DNA binding; zinc ion binding; small GTPase binding
Source: RefSeq, a predicted model, not a curated record
GAGAGAGGGUGGGCCGGUGUGAGGGCGGGCCGUGGACUGGCGGAGCCCGGACUAACUCGAACGACGCGGGGAGAGCGGCGAUCUCGACGCCGGUGGUUCCGCGGACGAGCUGGCUUCAUUCACCCAGCAUAAAGCCUUUGAGAUUCAUCCAAGUUGGUGCCUGGGAAGAAGAUGAGCCUUAAGUCUGAACGCAGAGGAAUUCAUGUGGAUCAAUCAGAGCUCCUAUGCAAGAAAGGAUGUGGUUACUAUGGCAACCCUGCUUGGCAUGGUUUCUGUUCCAAGUGCUGGAGGGAGGAGUACCACAAAGCCAGGCAGAAGCAGAUUCAGGAGGACUGGGAACUGGCAGAGCGACUGCAGCGGGAAGAGGAAGAGGCCUUUGCCAGUAGUCAGAGCAGCCAAGGGGCUCAGUCUCUCACAUUUUCCAAGUUCGAAGAAAAGAAAACCAAUGAGAAGACCCGCAAGGUCACCACAGUGAAGAAAUUCUUCAGUGCUUCAUCCAGGGUUGGAUCAAAGAAGGCAGAAAUUCAGGAAGCAAAAGCUCCCAGUCCUUCCAUAAACCGGCAAACCAGCAUUGAAACGGAUAGAGUGUCUAAAGAGUUCAUAGAAUUUCUCAAGACCUUCCACAAGACAGGCCAAGAAAUCUAUAAGCAGACCAAGCUGUUUUUGGAAGCAAUGCAUUACAAAAGGGAUUUAAGCAUUGAGGAACAAUCAGAGUGUACUCAGGAUUUUUACCAGAAUGUGGCUGAAAGAAUGCAAACUCGAGGGAAAGUGUCUCCAGAAAGAGUUGAGAAGAUAAUGGAUCAGAUUGAAAAGUACAUCAUGACUCGUCUCUACAAGUACGUGUUCUGUCCAGAAACUACUGAUGAUGAGAAGAAAGACCUCGCCAUUCAAAAGAGGAUCAGAGCCCUUCACUGGGUUACACCUCAGAUGCUUUGUGUCCCUGUUAAUGAAGAAAUUCCUGAAGUGUCUGAUAUGGUGGUGAAAGCAAUUACAGAUAUUAUUGAAAUGGAUUCGAAGCGUGUGCCUAGAGAUAAGCUGGCCUGCAUCACCAAGUGCAGCAAGCACAUCUUCAACGCCAUCAAGAUCACCAAGAAUGAGCCGGCCUCAGCCGAUGACUUCCUACCCACUCUCAUCUACAUUGUGCUGAAGGGUAACCCCCCGCGCCUUCAAUCUAAUAUUCAGUAUAUCACCCGCUUCUGCAACCCAAGCCGAUUGAUGACUGGGGAGGAUGGCUACUAUUUCACCAAUCUGUGCUGCGCUGUGGCUUUCAUUGAGAAAUUAGAUGCCCAGUCUUUGAAUUUAAGUCAGGAAGAUUUUGAUAGAUACAUGUCUGGCCAGACUUCUCCCAGAAAGCAAGAGUCUGAGAAUUGGUCUCCUGAUGCUUGUUUAGGUGUCAAGCAAAUGUAUAAGAACUUGGAUCUCCUGUCUCAGUUGAAUGAACGACAGGAAAGGAUUAUGAAUGAAGCCAAGAAACUUGAAAAAGAUCUAAUAGAUUGGACGGAUGGAAUUGCAAAAAAGGUUCAAGACAUUGUUGAGAAAUGUCCACUUGAAAUUAAGCCCCCAAAUCAGUCUUUAGCAGCUAUUGACUCUGAAAAUGUUGAAAAUGAUAAACUUCCUCCACCGUUGCAACCUCAGGUUUAUGCAGGAUGAUAAAAAUGCACAUGGAUAGUAUUUAUUUGAACCUAAAUUGUAGCUAGCCCUUACUACAGUCCACUGACCAAGUUAUAGAAUAUAACUUAAUUGUUUAUAAAUGUCAGAGAAUUUUUAAAGGUACAGUUUGUAAGGAUUGUUUUUGUUUUGUUUUGUUUUCCUGGCAGGGGAAGCUUAGUAAAUAAUAAAGUACUAUUUAUUUGAGUUACUGAAAUAGAUUCAUUUAAGGCUUGUGUGAAGAUUCUGUCUAAACCUGUUUUUUCCAUGGUUUCCCUCUGUGCUUCCUCAUGGUGGUCAGUGUGGGGUAGACUGGGGUAAAUAAUUGCCUCUUUAAGGGUAAAACAAAUGAAUGCUACAAAAAUGUAUGUUUAAGGGAAUUCAAUGGUACCACUACUCUGUAAGUUGAAAUAAUUUUAUAAUUGUAAAGAUAGAAGAUAUAUUGAUAAGUAAGUAUAUAAAAUUGUAAAUAUGUAAAGAAAAGGAAUGGUGUGUGCUGUGCAUGGCAUUUCAUGUGUUCAUUGUCUUUGUUGUUUAAAAUAGUAGAUUGAAUGUUCGCCUUUAACACCAUUGUAUUUGGUUUGCCCACUAAAGUGAAUGUUGAAGCGUGUAGACAUACUCUCCUUAAAGUGUUGACUCCAUCUUUAACGAUAUGGUAACCCUGACUUUGAGGUCCUAUAUAGCCAGAGACUAUGACACUAUUGGGGUUCGGGAUAACUUAAGUCAUAUAAAAUCGCUGCUCAGUAUAGUCAAUUGAAGGCUUUGAUCCAUGCUUCUCAUACUUCUUUCCUCUCUGCAUUCAGCAAAUAUUUAUUGAGCUUGCUCAGGGUCAAAGGGCAGAGGUAUGAGUGGGGCCCUGCUGGUGAGAGCUAAAGUGCAGGGGGUACCUUUCACUUCCAUAGUAGACUUCUGACUUUGUGGACAAGCCAGACACAUGUCAUAUAAACCUCUUUUGGGGUUCCUGAGUCUCAGUACUGUUGACAUUUGGGGCCUGAAGGGUUUUUGUUGUGGGGGCUGCCCUGUGAAUUAUGGGAUGUUUAGCAACAUCUCUAGUCUCCAUAUCCACUAGAUGCUAGGAGUAUCCCCCAUGGUAGUGAAAAAUCAUCUUCAGACAUUGUUACCCGGUGGGGCAGGUGGGGGAGCUCAAUUAACCACUGAUCUCUUUUGUAAGCAAGAGAGUACUCCUGGCAGUUAAUAUGACGGAACCAAAGAAUACUGCAUUGAAUGCACAGUAUAAUGUUAACCGAUACCGUUUCAGUGAGGCUUUACAGCCACUGUCAGUGUGGAACUUCUUCUAAUUCUAAUGCAGCCUCUCAUAACCUGAAUAUGCCGUUUAUGAUCCUCCUUCCCAUCAGUGAUUUCUGCACAUCAUCAGUGUGCCUGUGAAACGGCAUCAUUCUCAGGGCAUCAAUCUUGAACAAGGUCGUGUCACGCAAAGAAAGUUUCCUUUGCUUUCCCAAUAUACCUUGCUAAUCAUGUACCACAAAUUCGUAGUGCAGUCACUUUGGAAUAAAGCUAAGGUAAGCGUAAGGCUUUUUAUCCUUAAAUUUACAUAUAAAAUCCAUGAAGUUGACACAUCCAUUGUCAUAAAGCACUGAAGACAUGAAGUAGUUCACUGAGUCAGCUGAUUACCAAGUUCAAAUAGAAUGGAAUGAGUUACUAUCAAAUACCAAUGAGAAUUCGUUCACAGAGUCUGCUCUUAGAAACAUGGGCCCAAUUGAUUUUCAUAGAGAGCUUUCCCCCUUUUUUUUUUCCUAUGUACUUUCUAGGUGCUAAUCCAGAUAUGCACAUUCUUAAUUCUCCUGGGAAUAAAUAGUUCUUUCAAUCAUUGUAUAUUAUGUUUGUUAAAUAAAAUGUGCAUAUCUGUCUCCCACUAAA